AGUGAAAAGGAAAAUUUCUGUAUAUUUGGGGCUACUGGUAGGAACAAUCGACUUUGCGGUGCCGCCCUCGACCUUGCCGUGAAGGAUGGACUAGCCUCCGCGAUGAAGGACGCUUUCAGCGACUGAAGACUGUCAUUUUGUGAAAAAUUGGACUGACCCUCUUGUUCAUCUUGGCGCGGAAAAUAACACGCUUCGCCUCGAGCUGAGCCACUCUGCCGCGACGGAUUGCAGAUAUUUGCGCAACCUCCAAGAACCACUUCUCUCUGCCACACGAAGGCAUGGACGGCGGCGUAAGCAACGCAGCGAUUAUCGAAGACCGGGUAGUGAGGUCCUCGGUUCCGGACCAGCCUCUGCCGGAAGCUGACUACGCGACUUACCUGAGGUCUGUCUGGGGCCAAUUUACACAUCACACGGCGCUGAUAAAUGGCGACACAGGAGAGAGCUGCACGUAUGGAGAGCUUGAGGAUGCCAGCACCCGUGUCGCCGCUGGCCUGGCCAGCCUCGGCUUCAGGCCAGGUGACAUGGCUGGCAUCCACUGCGAGACCAGCCUGGAUGCCAUGAUUGCUUUCUACGGCACUGCGUUCGCCGGUGGAUCUGUGGUUUUAGCCAAAGCGAGCCUCGCAGCACGUGAAGUAAACUACGAUUUCCAGGAAACGAAGCCUUGUAUUGUAUUUUGCGAUGAACAAAACGCAGACAAGGCAGAGGAAGCCUGCAAGACAGUACCCAGUGUUAAGAUGCUCGUGGUUUUUGGCCAGCGCGAAGGCAUGAUUCCCUUCUCAAGGCUACGGCAAAGUCCGCGGGCGGCUUCCCUCCCCAGUGUGAAACCGGAAAGCCUACUGGCGGUCGUCUUCUCGAGCGGCACCACGGGACUCCCGAAGGCUGCCAUGCUGUCCCAAAGAAACGCUGUCGCCCAAUUAUUCGGCUCCAGUAUUGACAACUCACACGUCAUUCUCAGCCACGAUGUGCUGAUCGGAGCAGCGCCGUUUACGCACGUGUCGGGGCUGCUUUUCAAUCAUGCUGUGUUUGCAAGUGGGGCCUGCCUGGUGUUCGUCAAAAGCUCCGAGCCAUGUGAUAUUUUGCCAGCGAUAGAAAAAUACAAGGGUACAGCCAUGUUCCAGUUUCCAACCAUUCUCCAGAAGAUUGUUAGAAGUCCCCUGAUCGAGCGAUAUGAUGUGAGCAGCAUCAAGAAAGUCUACGUCGGUGGAAGUGCUACGCCGUCCGUGAUAGUUGAAGAGACCCUUCACAGGUUCAAUCUGGAUCACUUUGGGCAAGUGUACAGCAUGUCCGAGAGCUUUGGAUCUGGAAUGAUAUCUCAUCACAACCACAAAGAUCAUGAGACAGUUGGUAGACCGACGCUCUUGACGAAGGUGAAGGUCGUUGACGUCAACACGGGUGAGAAACUGGGUCCCAAGCAAACAGGGGAAAUAUGCAUCAAGAGCCCUGCCUGUAUCAGUCGGUACAUGAACAACAGUGAGGCCACGGCCAAUCUUUAUGACAAAGAGGGCUUUUUGCGGACAGGCGACAUCGGCUACUACAACGAGUCCGGCGAGUUCUACAUUGUGGACCGCAUUAAGGAUAUGUUCAAGUGCAUGGACCGGCAGGUGGCCCCUUCAGAGAUUGAGGAAGUGCUGACGCAGCACGAGGCCGUUAAGGAGGCAGCUGUGGUGGGCGUCCCUCACGUCGAGUAUGGCGAGGCACCCAGGGCGUUCGUCGUGCUCAAACCUGGAUACGCGCCGAACGAGGCCACUGCCGCUGAUCUCGAAGCACUUGUUUCUGCUCAUACCGCCCCACAGAAGCACCUGCAUGGCGGCGUGGAAUUUCUAUCGACCAUACCGAAGUCUGACACUGGCAAGUACCUGCGAAAGGAACUUCGAAACGCCUACCUUCAACGCCAGGCAGCUCGCGGCCUUUGACAUCAUUCUGAUGUAACCAGUGCGAAAGCUCAUGUCGGAUGAAAGGAGCCAUCCAGACUUCAAACAAUACAAUUUACAUGCUAUUGAAGUCACAACAUGUGGCUUUGUCUAACAGCGAUAUGGGAUACAUACAAAUGACGCAUUACAAUUUACAUGACACCUCUUGCACACAUCGAUCUCAAUAGUAUCACUGCAGAACUGCCACCCUUAACAAAUGUGGUAGAUAAUGACGUAAUUGUUGCGUAACAAAACUUCAAGAUCGGUCUCAAUAAAAAUUUACGAAGUUUGAAUGUGUUCCAAAGUUUAGAUCAGACGUCACGUUUCAAGUAUUGUUUGCUUGCACGGGCACUUACUGCCCCUCCUGAAAUGGUACGGCAAAAAGUUUUUGUGUGUGAGGUAAACGAUGCUUCUACCUCUAAACACGCAAAAUAAAAUAUUCCUUCUAAUGCCAUACACCUCGUGUGCACUAAAGGUAAAGGCAUUGGGGAUGGCAGACUAGUGAAAAAAAAAAGUACUGCAUAGUUUCGUUUUGUUGCAAUACGUGUACAGUGAAGUGUAAAGUAUCGUACAGUAUAGAUUGCGAAAGUUUAUACAUUAGAUCAUGAAAUAAUCGAAUUCUUAAAGCAGGAGCAAAAUAUUAUGUAGGGUAUGCAUAUAGGUUAAACUGGAAGUAAUUAGAAAAAAAACAGUUGUGGAGCAAGAAGUGCUCAUGAAUGCAACUGCAUUAGCACGAAGAACGAUGUGUUCAUCUGGAAAUCAUAGUGCAAAGAAAUAGCUACUCUGAAAUCAUAUCACUCUUUUCAUGGUACCUUCGAAAUAAACGAUAUUUUUUCUAAUAAAA
Messenger RNA from Rhipicephalus microplus (southern cattle tick), 2754 nucleotides. RefSeq names its product luciferin 4-monooxygenase. The record is from RefSeq and is a predicted model, not a curated record. Gene Ontology annotation, molecular function: CoA-ligase activity. Lineage: Eukaryota; Metazoa; Arthropoda; Arachnida; Ixodida; Ixodidae.